AUGAUCUCAACUGGACGAGGAGGAGCUGGCAACAUGGUUCUGCCCAGCGAUAUUCCCAAGAAAGCAUCUCCACCUGCCGAGCAUAAACAUGAUCACAAGAAAAUCUACUAUUCCACUGGAAGAGGAGGUGCUGGUAACAUCAAAUCAUCAGACGAAAUCCCCUCACCGAAAUUGGUACCCCAAGGUUCCAACACUCCUGCCUUAACCACUCUGAAGUUCACAACUGGAAGAGGAGGCUAUGGAAAUAUGGUCAGCAACGAUGAUCCUGAACUUGCCCGCAAGUUGCAGGAUGUUGAUGGUAACAAGCCUAGUGAAAGUGAGUUGCAAGCAGUCACCUCCAACAAGUCUUUUUCUGUUGGAAGAGGAGGUUUUGGCAACGUGAUCUCCAACACCCGUUCGCAUGGUAGCAGUACCGGAUCUGGCUCCAACAACUUGUACGCCGUUGUGAGUCACGGAGAAAAGAAGAAGAAGCAAAGCGAUAAGAAGGGGUUGAUCAACAAAGUGAAGUCGAUCUUCUCCUGA
Sungouiella intermedia is the source of this 522-nucleotide messenger RNA. The record is from the annotation of a GenBank genome assembly. Lineage: Eukaryota; Fungi; Ascomycota; Pichiomycetes; Serinales; Metschnikowiaceae.